AUAAAAUACAUACAUACAUAAAAAUUUGAAUAUAAUUAGUACCUAUUUUAGACAUUUAUUAGAAUAGUUUAUAAGUAGGUAUAACUAAAUUAUUUUAAUUAUAUACAAACAAUAUUACGAACUCAUUAUUUAUCAACAAGAUGCUUAGUGAAAGUGAUGCUUUGCCAGUAAACAAUUCUCCUAAAAGUAAAAGUUCUUCAGGCUUAUUUAGUGGUUUAUGGUAUAAAAGAUCAACUAAAGUGGAACCUCAUCCUCUAUCUGAUGGAGAGCUUUCUGAUUCGUGCGUUAAUUAUGGAAAUUACAGUAUACAAAAGCCAAAAUCAAAGCCUGAUACAUCAUUUGCAAGAUGUUCACCUAAAACUAAAUGUCAAUCAUUAGUUAAUAAUACAGAAAAUUGUAAUCAUAAAUUAGAAGAAGAUAAUAAUCAUAAAACUAAAUAUAAUAACAACAACAAUAUUAAAAAAAGUAACAAUAAUAAUAACAAUAAUGUAUUUGUAAAAAAUUCAACUGGCAAUAAAACUGAUUCAAAUCCUGAAAAUACAUACAAUAAUGAAUUACGUCCAAAUGUUAGUUUACGUGUAAAGUCUUCAAAUAUUAUAAAUUUACAUAAUCGUCUUAGUCAUCAAUUUAGUUUAUGUUGUAAAACAGCUGAACAUAAACCAUCUUCGCCACCAGUAAGUGUACGAUACAAUUCUAUUCCCGAUGUUCUUGCUGAACCUUCCAAAACCCCUGUACGUGAAAAUAUGGUAUUAAAUUUAACAUCUGAAGGAAAUAAUGGCAAAGCACCGCUUGCUCAGGUUUCAGAAACAAACAGUGCACCAGAAACACCGAUAAAUCCUCCAAAAUCCGAUUCAUUUCGUUUACAAAAUUCACCAUCAAAUCAAUCUAUUCAUAGCACCCAAAGUAUUUACGAAGGUCAACCUAGAGCGAUAGCCAUAACUGCAUGCAGAUCAAGAUUACGAUUAAAACUUCUACCACCUGGUAAACCAAUUGUUAAUGAAGCUUAUUUGACAAAAUCAACCCAAAAAGAAAAUAAUAAUAAAAACUUUGAAGAUACGGAAAAUGAUAAUAUUUCGGAUAAAUCAGCUUUUGCUGAACAACAUUUAUCAUCGCCAGAUAUUUCUGGGUCCAAUAAUGAAUUUCCAAAUAGAGUUUGUCAAGAAAGUCGUUCCUUGUCGUUUGAUCGUAUUCAACCAUUUCAACCAUUUCAAAGACCAAAUCAGUCUGGAAGUAGCGAUUUAGCGAGACAGGCUUUAAUGGCAGCUCAAGUUCUUAACUUGAUUCCGACCGAAAAAGCUAGGGAAAGAAAUUUUUUGGCUAAUAGAUUAGCAACCUGUUCAUUAUUAGGAGCCACAGAAUUAGCUAGAGUCCUACCAAGCAAGGAGAUAACUAUUUUUGUCGGAACGUGGAACAUGAAUGGACAAAGCCCCCCAAAGCAAAUGAAUGAUUUUGUUUUACCAGCAAGUGUAGAAAAUGUUCCAGACUUAAUUGCUAUUGGCACUCAAGAAUCUUGUCCAGAGCGUUUUGAAUGGGAAGUAACAUUACAGGAAACUCUUGGUCCCUCCCAUGUAUUAUUUCAUGCAGCUACUUUAGGUACACUGCACUUAGCAGUAUUUCUUCGAAGAGACUUAAUUUGGUUUUGUUCUGUGCCAGAAGAAGCAAAUUUAUCCGUUCGGCCUGGCACAGCUUUCCGGACAAAAGGAGCAGUUGCGAUUUCAUUUUGUUUAUUUGGAACAUCAAUGUUAUUUGUAACGUCUCAUUUAACUGCUCAUCAGCAGAAAGUUAAGGAAAGAGUACAAGAUGUGAAACGUAUUAUUCAUGCACUUGAUUUACCAAGAAAUCUUAAAAUGAGACAUAAAAAUAAAGAUGUUACACAAAACUUUGAUAGUGUUUUUUGGUGCGGUGAUUUAAAUUUUCGUUUAAGUGAACCACGAGAAAAAUUAUUACAAUGGAUUGAAACAACGAAAUUUCCGUUGCCAUCACAUCUACCACAUGGCUAUAUGCAUACUGAUCAAUUAAAAUCUGUUUUAUCUGAUGGUGCAGCUUUUAAAGGUUUCAUGGAAGCUAAUAUUACAUUUCCACCAACAUAUAAAUAUGACCCCGGUACUCAACAAUUUGACACUUCAAGCAAGCAGAGAGCACCUGCUUAUACUGAUCGUAUUUUAUAUAAAUACCGACAAACAAGUAUGGCGCUUAGGAGGGGGAGCGUUGUUCCUAGUACAUUUCUGUCUUCUCAUCAUCACAGUGAGCCACCGUUAGUAUGUGUUGCAUACGACUCUGUGCCAUCAAUUAUUACAUCAGAUCACAAACCAGUUUGGGCAUUAUUUCGUAAUACCAUAAAACCAGGCAUUGACUCCAUUCCAUUAGCAGCUGGCCUAUUUAUUCGUGAUGUUUAUGUAGAAGGUAUGAAGCGACGCCUUAAUCAUUCAUAUUCUGGAUCAUCUGCCGUUUGUUCUAUUCAAUAAAUCAAAAAUAAAUUAUAGAGCAGAAUGAUGAUUUUCUAAUAUUACAAAAAUUUUAAUACAUAUAUAAUGUAAAAUAUUUUUUUAAUUGAAACUAGUCAUAGUUUAGCUGAAAAUAUUUAGUUCUAUAUUAGAAAUAGAAAAUUUAAAAAAGCACAGAUCGUUUCGAAUUCAAUUAACUAGUUUCGAACCAAUAAUAAUAUUUAAGAGACGUACUAUAAUAAAUGUUAAAAUUUAAAUUAGAUAAUUUCAAAUUUGAUUGAUAUUUUUCUUCUUAAUAUAAUGAAAAAAGUUAAAACAUUAA
Molecule: messenger RNA, 2766 nt
Organism: Condylostylus longicornis
Lineage: Eukaryota; Metazoa; Arthropoda; Insecta; Diptera; Dolichopodidae
Gene: INPP5E
Product: inositol polyphosphate 5-phosphatase E
Exons: 6
Coding region: 141-2465 (774 amino acids)
Biological process (GO): phosphatidylinositol dephosphorylation
Molecular function (GO): phosphatase activity
Source: RefSeq, a predicted model, not a curated record